Molecule: messenger RNA, 1445 nt
Organism: Puntigrus tetrazona (Sumatra barb)
Lineage: Eukaryota; Metazoa; Chordata; Actinopteri; Cypriniformes; Cyprinidae
Gene: egfl7
Product: EGF-like-domain, multiple 7
Exons: 9
Coding region: 272-1117 (281 amino acids)
Biological process (GO): anatomical structure development
Cellular component (GO): extracellular region; cell surface
Molecular function (GO): calcium ion binding; signaling receptor binding
Source: RefSeq, a predicted model, not a curated record
AAAGCAUCUCAUUCCUCGCCGGUCGGAUCACGGGGAGCACCGAGAUUUCUCCCGCACUGGGCUCUUUAUCAGAGAGAAGAAGAGUUUAUAAGAAAUGGUGGCGAUGGAGAAGCGCGUCAGAGCGCGCGACAGGUGGACGGAAUGGCCUCGAGCUCACCGCGACAUCACGUGAUUUUAUUUUAAGGGUAGCUGAUAGAGUUGGUUGUGUGUGGACACACACCUGAGCGAGCGACAGAUAGACCAAGAGGGAGAGAGAGAGAGAGAGAGAGAGAUGUACACAGCGGUGCUGCUCUCUUCUUCUCUGUUUCUCCUGCAUGUGACCUGCACGCCUCAGAUUCACGGUCACCACGGGAGGAGAGUGUGUGUUGGAGAUGCCUGGAGUCAUCGUGUGUCUUACAGCACAGAGUCGUUCCUUCAACCCGUUCACAAACCCUACAUCACCAUGUGCCAGAACCACCGCAUGUGCAGCACGUACAAGACAAUCUACAGGGUUUCUUACAGGCAGGUGAGCAGAGCGGCCGCUAACGUGCACUUUUACCCAGAAUGCUGUCCGGGAUGGCGACGUGUGCAUUCACACAACUGUAACCAAGCGGUGUGUGAGCAGUCUUGUGCAAACGGAGGCUCGUGUGUAAGGCCUAAUCAUUGCACAUGUCUAAAAGGAUGGACGGGACGAUACUGUCAAACAGAUGUGGAUGAGUGUAAGGAAGGUCAUCGCUGCUCACAGAAGUGUGUGAAUACGGUGGGGAGUUAUCGGUGUGUGUGUCAGGAUGGAUUCGGUCUGGCUGAAGAUGAAAUAACGUGUUCGAGAAUUCCUGCUCCCCCCGUCACCCUCCGGGCCUCCGAAAGUGGAGGUUUGGGAAUGGUGGAAAACGUUACAGAAGAAGUUCAGAUCCUUAAAAACAGAGUGGAGCUCCUCGAGCAGAAACUGGAGAUGGUUCUUGCUCCCUUCACCACGCUCUUCCCUUUGGACGGUGUGAGAGACGCUAACAGCUUCCUGCCUGAGAGGACCAACUUCCUGUCUCAUUCUCUGCAGCAACUGGACCGCAUCGAGUCGCUCAGCGAGCAGGUCGGAUUCCUGGAGGAGCGUAUCGGAGCCUGUGCUUGUCAGGAGAACUAAAACCAGCAAAGACGGGCUGGAUCUGAGAGGUCUAAAGGAACAACCGCAGCACUGAUCAAAAACCUGAACCCUGCAAACAUCUUCGAUCCGCUCGAAAAGCGCGGAGGGAAACUCGUCUGGACGAAUUUGAGCCUGCUUGGAUAUUUCGGGGUAUCUUUUUUAGUUCUUAGUUUGCGGUGGAAGUGCAGCCGUAUGGUCUCUCUAAAUGUACAUUUACAUAUUUAUAAGUUCGUGUUCUUCCUGAAUAUUGUAUUGGGAAAAGAGCGCAAAAUUGUAUUUUGUAUCGUUUCUAUGUUUACAUUUUUGUAAUAAAAAUUGCUUAAGCUUC